Phaeodactylum tricornutum CCAP 1055/1 is the source of this 1110-nucleotide messenger RNA. Its product is annotated as mannosyltransferase. Gene Ontology annotation, molecular function: dol-P-Man:Man(5)GlcNAc(2)-PP-Dol alpha-1,3-mannosyltransferase activity. Gene Ontology annotation, cellular component: endoplasmic reticulum. The annotation marks the transcript as partial. Lineage: Eukaryota; Bacillariophyta; Bacillariophyceae; Surirellales; Neidiaceae. The transcript has 3 exons. The record is from RefSeq and is a predicted model, not a curated record.
CUAUUGAUCAUGGAACUUGGUCUCAAUGUUGUGGUCAUACGAAAAGUAGCUUACACCGAAAUUGAUUGGGAAGCUUACAUGCAAGAAGUCGAAUUCUGGUUGGACGGGGAAUUGGACUACCGCAAAAUCUAUGGAGGAACUGGGCCAUUGGUAUACCCUGCAGGCUUUCUCUACCUUUUUGCGUGGCUGCGGAAAUUGACAAAUUCGGGCAACGAUAUUCAGACAGCGCAGUACAUUUUUGCUGCAUUUUAUGUAGGCACGCAAUUUGCCGUGCUAUUAUUGUAUCAGCAAAUUCUCAGCUCUUGGCUUGGUAUGGCCGUGUUGUGUUUGUCCAAACGAAUUCAUUCCAUUUUUGUUUUGCGUCUUUUUAACGACGGGCCUACUAUGCUGCUUCUUUACAUAUCAAUGCUACUCUUUACGUGGAAUCGUUGGAACGUGGGCUGUGUCGUCUUCUCCAUGGCGGUAUCAAUCAAGAUGAACGUUUUAUUAUUCGCACCUGGUUUGUUAUUGCUCCUCCUCCAGGUGGGCCCCGAUGCACAAACAGUUGCUCUACGGCUUGGAUUAGGAUGUGCUCUACCACAGCUGAUACUGGGGGCACCAUUUUUGACGACGUACCCGGUUUCGUACCUGAGAAAAGCGUUCGAACUGGAUCGCGUUUUCUUCUAUAAAUGGACUGUCAAUUUCAAGUUCUUACCGGAGGAAGUUUUCUUGUCGAAGGGAUGGGCCAAGAUUCUUGUGGCGCUUCAUGUCGGAACGUUGGCGUUCUGCGCUACCCAACAACUAGCCCAAGCCAAACGUAAAACAUCGAAGCAGAUCUUCCUGUUGGACCAAAGUUCUUCGAACCAGAAUGCCCGUCGAAUUUCUCCCGAGUAUGUUGUGUACAUCAUGUUUCUCUCAAAUUUUAUCGGUAUAGCCUUUGCGAGAACUCUGCACUAUCAGUUUUAUUGCUGGUACUUUCACGGCUUGCCGUACCUCCUUUGGUCAAUACCGAGUUAUCCUUUGCUUUUAAAGAUUGUGAUAAUGGGGUGCAUUGAGGCAGCGUUUUUGUCAUUUCCGGCGACUUCUUGGAGCUCCGCCAUAUUGCAGAUCGCUCACCUUGCGAUUUUGCUG